AUGGAUCUCCUCCUGGCGCUGGUGCUCGGGGCCGCUCUCUACCUGCCGGCGGCCGCCGACUUCGACGGGAGGUGGCCCAGGCAAAUAGUGUCGUCCAUUGGCCUGUGUCGGUAUGGUGGGAGGAUUGACUGCUGCUGGGGCUGGGCCCGCCAGUCCUGGGGACACUGCCAGCCUGUGUGCCAACCACAGUGCAAACACGGAGAAUGUAUCGGACCAAACAAGUGCAAGUGUCACCCCGGAUAUGCGGGCAAAACCUGCAAUCAAGAUCUGAAUGAGUGUGGCCUGAAGCCGCGGCCCUGCAAGCACAGGUGUAUGAACACUUUCGGCAGCUACAAGUGCUACUGUCUCAACGGGUACAUGCUGAUGCCAGACGGGUCCUGCUCAAGUGGCCUGACGUGCUCCAUGGCAAACUGUCAAUAUGGCUGUGACGUUAUCAAAGGACAGAUACGGUGCCAGUGCCCCUCUCCUGGCCUCCAGCUGGCUCCGGAUGGAAGGACCUGUGUGGAUGUUGAUGAAUGUGCUACUGGAAGAGUUUCCUGCCCUAGAUUUAGGCAGUGUGUCAACACUUUUGGGAGUUAUAUCUGCAAGUGCCAUAAAGGCUUCGACCUCAUGUACAUUGGCGGCAAAUACCAGUGUCACGACAUAGAUGAGUGCUCCAUGGGUCAGUACCAGUGCAGCAGUUUUGCUCACUGUGUCAACGUGCAUGGGUCCUACACGUGCAAAUGUAAAGAUGGAUACCACGGCGACGGACUGAGCUGCGUGUAUAUUCCGAAAGUCAUGAUUGAACCUUCAGGUCCAAUUCAUCCACCAAAGGGAAAUGGUACCAUUUCAAAGGGUGAUGGAGGACACAGUAAUUGGAUUCCUGAUGUCGGAAGUACUAGGUGGCCUCUGAGGACACCAUAUAUUCCUCCUGUCGUUACCAACAGGCCCACUUCUAAGCCAACAACAAGACCUACGCCAAAGCCAACAACAUGGCCGACCCCACCCCCACCCCCACCGCCUCCCACAGAACUCAGAAGGCCUCCUCCACCACCACCAACACCGGAAAGACCAAUCAUCGGACUGACGACUGUAGCACCAGUUGCUACCACAUCACCAAGAGAGAUUACAGUUGACAACAGGAUACAGACAGAUCCUCAGAAGCCCAGAGGCGAUGUGUUCAUUCCACGGCACCCUUCAAAUGAUUUGUUUGAAAUAUUUGAAAUUGAAAGAGGAGUCAGUGCAGAUGAUGAAGCAAAGGAUGAUCCAGGUGUCCUGAUACAUAGCUGCAGUUUUGACCAUGGGCUUUGUGGAUGGAUCAGGGAGAAAGACAGUGACUUGCACUGGGAACCAGUGAGGGAUCCAGCAGGCGGACAGUACCUGGCGGUCUCCGCAGCCAAGAGCCCCGGGGGAAAGGCCGCUCGCCUGGUGCUGCCUCUGGGCCACCUCAUGCAUUCCGGGGACCUGUGCCUGUCCUUCCGGCACAGGGUCACCGGGCUGCACUCCGGCACGCUCCAGGUGUUUGUGAGGAGACAGGGGGCCCACGGAGCAGCCCUGUGGGGAAGAAACGGUGGCCACGGCUGGAGGCAAACGCAGAUCACCCUGCGAGGGGCUGACAUCAAGAGCGUCAUCUUCAAAGGUGAAAAGAGGCGCGGCCACACCGGGGAGAUUGGAUUGGAUGAUGUGAGCUUGAAAAGAGGCCACUGCUACGAAGAGCGCCAGCAACUCCGCAACUAG
Pipistrellus nathusii (Nathusius's pipistrelle) is the source of this 1716-nucleotide messenger RNA. The record is from the annotation of a GenBank genome assembly. NCBI's taxonomy places the organism in Eukaryota, Metazoa, Chordata, Mammalia, Chiroptera, Vespertilionidae.